AAAGUUGGACAACCUGUUUAUCAAUCGUAGUUGGAGGUGGUUGCUAGCAAAUUUUGUCUGUGUGAUUUUAUUACGGGUUUAUUUAUUAUCGAUAAAUUUACUUUGACAUUUUCACAAAAUCAAAAUGUUUAUAAAACCAUUUAAAGUAAAGUCAAAUAAUCAAUUGAAGGGAACUGAAAGGAAAAAAUUAUGCGAAGAAGUUUUAAUCGCAUACCCAAGUCUAACAGAAGAAGAAAUACAAUCACUGAUUCCUAAGAAAGAAGCAAUAAGCGUUAUGAAAAUUGUAACUCACAGUGGACUCUAUGGAAAAGUUUAUUGCGCUGCUAAAAUACCCAUGUUCUUUCAAAUUGAUUCUUUAAACGACAUGUUAUUACCAACUAUAUAUACCUUAUGGUGUCAUCCAAAUUUGUUAAUAGCUUUUACAACAUAUUCUGCAGUUAUCCUAAAAUUAUCAGGAGGCGCAGAUUUAAUGUUACCUGGAGUCAUUGUCAAAGAACCUGUAACAUUAUAUACCUUUGGAAAAUUGAAGAAAGGUACACCUGUUUCAGUGAAUACAAAAGAUAACAAGGCACCAGUUGCUGUUGGCAUUACAGCACUUUCCAGUGAAGAUAUGUAUAUGUCAGCAGGUCAUGGGAAGUGUGUAGAAAUCCUACAUGUAAUAGGUGACACCCUUUGUCAGUUAGGAAAGCCACCUUUAAGACCAAAUUUAGGGCCAGUAAAUAUUGAUGGGGAUAAUGAUAAAUUAGAAGAUCAAAUUAAUGAAGAAACCAAUGAUAGUAACGACGAAUCCCUUGCUGAUGCGAUUAAUGACUUGGAAAUCAAUAAUGAUAGAGUAGCAGAAAUUGAAGAUCUUAGUGAGAGUACCAUGGAGGAAAGUAAAAUAGAAGAAUCAGAAGAGAUAGAAAAUAUAACUGCUUGUCAAUCACAGAUGGUUUUAGAUCCAGUCAAAGAAAUGGAUAAUUUAUUAGAGUACUGUUUUUUGAAAGCUUGUAAAACAUCGGUGAAAUCUACCGAUUUACCGAUGUUAACGUCCAAUUUCUUUAAGAAUCAUUUAAUCGCGGUAUGUCCGUCUAAUAAAAAUGUUGAUAUAAAAAAGUCUCGGUACAAAAAGUUAUCUGUAUUCUUAUCGGAAAUGAAAGAAAAAGGGAUCAUCGAUACUUCCGUUAUGAAAGGAGUUGAAAGUAUAUUAUCUAUCAAGUUUGAUCAUCCCCUUUUGAGGAAGCUAGUCAUUUUAGAAGAACGUAAAUCGGUCGAUCCAGUUGAAUCAAAUACAGCAGUCGUCUCGGAAUGUUACAAAGUGACUGCUGCUGUUUUACCUGUAUUGUCAAAAUUCGGAUAUGAAAAAGGGGACGUAAUGAAAAGAGCUGAGAUCAGAAAAUGUUUUACUGAUUACGUGAAAGCAGAAAAUCUUCAAGAUGGAAAGACGUUGAAGUUAAACCCGCAACUGGCAGGUAUUAUGAAAACCAAAGUAAAUCAGGAAACCGUAACAAUGGAGGAUGGAAUAAACAAAUUUAUUGGACGUAUGACCCAUAUGCAUGAAGUUACUUUAGCAGGAAAUAAAUUGUUACACACAGGCAAAUUGGAACCCAUCGACAUGAGGGUCACUGUUCGAUCUGGCGGUAAAAAGGUUACGCUAAUAAACAACUUGGAAACGUUCGGUAUAAAUUCCAAGGAGUUUAGUAAAGAAUGUCAAAAUAUUGGAGCUAGUGCAACAAUUACAGAUGAGCCUGGAAAAAAGACUCCCAGUGUUCUUGUUCAAGGAAAUCAGAUUUUAUACGUUUACAAAUUACUUACAGAAAAAUACCAGAUUAAAAAGACCUAUAUAAGGGGAUUGGAAUUCGCUCCGAAGAAGCAAGGUUCCCACAAAAAAUAAACUGUAUACAUUAGAAGAUAAAUUAUUGUUUAAAAAUCAAGCUUCGCAUCGUUAUAAAAUAAAGACUGUAACAAAAGC
This is a messenger RNA of Osmia bicornis bicornis, 1951 nucleotides long. It is a transcript of the gene eIF2D, whose product is annotated as eukaryotic translation initiation factor 2D. Gene Ontology annotation, biological process: translational initiation; formation of translation preinitiation complex. Gene Ontology annotation, molecular function: RNA binding; translation initiation factor activity. NCBI's taxonomy places the organism in Eukaryota, Metazoa, Arthropoda, Insecta, Hymenoptera, Megachilidae. The record is from RefSeq and is a predicted model, not a curated record. The transcript has 9 exons. Bases 125 to 1873 code for a protein of 582 amino acids.